This is a messenger RNA of Procambarus clarkii (red swamp crayfish), 2516 nucleotides long. NCBI's taxonomy places the organism in Eukaryota, Metazoa, Arthropoda, Malacostraca, Decapoda, Cambaridae. The record is from RefSeq and is a predicted model, not a curated record.
GUGUUACAUGGAGGGUCCCUGGCGGCCGUCAGCUGGCUAGUGUCAACAAGUCGCGUCGUGGGAGUUGCUGAUUUGGCCAGCCAGUUGCUAUUUCACGGUCUGCAGUGACGACGUAUGGCCCGCCAGUGACGACGUAUGGCCCACCAGUGACGACGUAUGGCCCGCCAGUGACGACGUAUGGCCCGCCAGUGACGACGUAUGGCCCGCCAGUGACGACGUAUGGCCCGCCAGUGACGACGUAUAGCCCGCCAGUGACGACGUAUGGCCCGCCAGUGCUAAAAGCAACAGUUACCAAAGAAUAGUACCAAAAUGAAUGAAGUAUCGAUGAAGCUGGCUGAACGUUUGGUUCCAGCAACUUACAUGCAUCAAGCGGCAGAGGCAAAAGCAACUCGGGAAAAACGGAUCAGGGUCCUGAUUGAACAGCGGAAGUGCCCCGACGAGGGCUGGGAUGAUGCCACCAUUGAGCUGCUGGUAAAUGACUUGGCUUUAAUGGACAGCAACAACUUCCACCAUAACUGUGGUGUUGGCGAGAGAGAGGCCAGAAUAUUUUCAGGGUUGGUGGCUCGACGUCACUAUGGCCUGGGCCACGGUGUGGGUCGCUCCGGUGACAUUGCCGAGGUUCAGCCCAAAGCAGCCGGCUCCAGUCUCUUAAAUAAGCUCACCAAUGCUCUAGUACUGGACGUCAUUAGGACUAUUGGUGUAAAGAAGACGGCGGGUUGCUUGGUGGUUCCGCUAGCCACCGGCAUGAGUAUGGUGCUCUGUCUCCUGACGCUGAGGCAAGAAAGGCCUGGGGCCAAGUACGUCAUAUGGCCACGCAUCGACCAAAAGUCUUGCUUCAAGUCCAUUAUCACAGCAGGAUUUCAACCAAUUGUUGUGGAGAACUCCCUAGUGGGAGAUGAGCUGAGAACUGACUUAGCAGAGAUCAGGCGGCAGAUAGUCUUCCUGGGACCAGAGACCAUUGCUGCCGUGAUGACAACAACUAGCUGUUUUGCCCCACGUGGUAUUGACAAGCUAGAAGAGGUGGCCAGAUUAUGUGAAGAGUUUGGGGUGCCUCACUUGAUCAACAAUGCCUAUGGUUUGCAGUCAUCCAAAUGCAUCCAUCACAUUCAGGAAGCUGGCAGAGUGGGCCGAGUUGAUGCAUUUGUGCAGAGCACAGACAAGAACUUCAUGGUGCCUGUUGGCGGUGCAGUGAUCGCCGGCUUCGAUGCCAAGUUCAUUGAGCAAGUUGGCAAGAUGUAUCCUGGCCGGGCAUCCAGCAGUCCUAUCGUAGACCUGUUCAUAACUCUGCUCUCAAUGGGCAUGAAGGGCUACAAGCAACUUCUGACGGAAAGAAAGGAACUGAAGAUGCUGCUCACGACACAGAUGGAGAUGGUGGCACAGAAACAUGGACUGCGUGUUCUCAGUACCAAGAAUAACCCCAUAUCUGUUGCCAUGACGGUGCCGAGUGAUGCCGGCUCUUCGCUAACUGAACUUGGCUCGAUGAUGUUCCUGCGUGGCAUCUCGGGAACUCGAGUUAUUGACACCGCAGAUGUCAAGACCAUUGCUGGUGUGGAAUUUGUUGGCUGGGGCAGUCAUACCAAGAGCUACCCGCAGCCGUACCUGACAGCAGCAGCCAGCAUCGGCAUGACCAAACAUGACGUGGAACUCUUCAUCCAACGCCUCGACAAAUGUCUGGAAAAGUUUAAAGGCGGCAAAACUCCACCUUCAGACCUAAGUAUGAACUGGGAUAAGAAAGCAGCAGUGGAUGAGGGUAUUGGAGAUAGGUGAACAUGUUAGAGUACUUUGGAGAUAGGUGAACACAUUGCGGUACUCUGAAGAUAGGUGAACACAUUACAGUACUCUGAAGAUAGGUGAACACAUUACAGUACUCUGAAGAUAGGUGAACACAUUACAAUACUCUGAAGAUAGGUGAACACAUUACAGUACUCUGGAGAUAGGUGAACACAUUGCAGUACUCUGGAGAUAGGUGAACACAUUACAGUACUCUGGAGAUAGGUGAACACAUUACAGUACUCUGAAGAUAGGUGAACAUGUUACAAUACUCUGAAGAUAACACAUUACAGUACUCUGGAGAUAAUAUGUUACAUUACUCUGGAGAUAGUUGAACACAUUACAGAACUCUGGAGAUAGGUGAACACAUUACAGAACUCUGGAGAUAGGUGAACACAUUACAGAACUCUGGAGAUAGGUGAACACAUUACAGAACUCUGGAGAUAGGUGAACACAUUACAGAACUCUGGAGAUAGGUGAACACAUUACAGAACUCUGGAGAUAGGUGAACACAUUACAGAACUCUGAAGAUAGGUGAACACAUUACAGUACUCUGGAGAUAGGUGAACACAUUACAGUACUCUGGAGAUAGGUGAACACAUUACAGAACUCUGGAGAUAGGUGAACACAUUACAGAACUCUGGAGAUAGGUGAACAUGUUACAAUACUCUGGAGACAAACAAUUGGCUAAUAUUAGAAAACCUCUACAGAUAUAACAAAAUAAAAACUUGAAAUGUGAGCUGUCA